Molecule: messenger RNA, 324 nt
Organism: Stylonychia lemnae
Lineage: Eukaryota; Ciliophora; Spirotrichea; Sporadotrichida; Oxytrichidae
Source: the annotation of a GenBank genome assembly
AUGGUAACCGGAGGUUUAGUAAUGAUUACUGAUGUUCAAGGAUGGAAACUAGAGGUAGGUCAAUAUGUGAUGACUGAUCCUAUUGUAUUUUCUAAAGAACGAAAUUCCUUAGGACUUAUUGAUUGGGGGGACGAAGGGAUGAAAAAAUGGAUUUAGAAUCAUGAAUGCAAUAAAAUUUGUCAUUCAAUCAGUAUGGAAAGAGACGAAGAGCUCAUUUAAAAUCUUCAAACCUAUUUAGACAAAUUUAAAAGCAAAAAGCUUUAAGACUUGCUGUUUGAACUCGAUAUUAUCACAGGAAAAUAACCUUAAGACACAAAUGAAUGA